AUGUCUUUUGCCACACACAAUACAGAAAGUCUUCUGCACUGUUUAUUAGGCACCUGGCCAACUUCAGGACAGGCUCAUCCCCAGUCAAUAAGAAAGAAAUACAGGCUGUAUUCUCCUACUGCUCUCACCAAUGCCUAUAAGUCCGUAAAAGAAGAAGGAAUGAGUGUAUUAGCUGCUUCAAAAUUGUAUAUGGUGCCAGAAAAUACUUUGAGAGUUCGUGUUCUAGAAAAGAUUGAUCCUGAAAAUGUAGUUAUGGGAAAACUUCCAUUAUUCAGCCAGUAUGAAGAGGCAAAAAUUGUAGAUCAUAUUAAAACAAUGGCAAGGUAUGGCUACGGUUAUACUGUCCAAGAGUGUGUAGAUCUUGCAUCUGAUUACGCCGUACAGUUAGGUAAACGUCCAAAAGACAAACCACUCUCUACUAAAUGGUUGAAGGGUCUUAGAGAAAGAUGGCCUAAAAUAAAAAGAUUCACACCUAGAGCACUGGAACAUGUCAGAGCAAAAAUGGCUAAGGAAAGUGUAAUUUCUGAGUACUUUGAAAACUUACAGACAUGUGUUAACAAGUAUGACUUGACUGAUAAGCCACAUUUGAUCUUAAAUGUGGAUGAGAAGGGGGUUUCAGUGAACCACAAACCACCUGGUAUUGUAGGUGGUGGUGACAUUUGUCCACAAGCUGUUACUUCUGGUAAAGGCAACACGAUAACUAUACUUGGCUGUGGCAGUGCAAGUGGUAUCGCAAUACCACCAUUUUUUGUUUUCCCGGGGAAGAGAAUGAAUCCGGAUCUCAUGAAAGGUUCUACCCCUGGUACAUCAGGAACAGUAAGUGAGACCGGUUGGUCUAAUACAGAAGUAUUUCGUACAUAUCUUGAGAUGCACUUCCUAAAGUAUGUACCUGGUCGCAGUGAUGAGAAGAUUUUAUUGAUUCUAGAUGGCCAUCGUUCUCAUGUGUCAGUAGGUCUUGUAGAGUGGGCUAAGACUCACAAUAUAAUUCUGUUCCUCCUGCCUGCUUACACCAGUCAUAUCCUUCAACCGUUAGAUGUGUCAUGCUAUGGCCCUUUUGAAAAAAUGUAUAAUUUUCAAUGCCAUAAGUUCAUCCGCCAAACAGCAGCUGCCAUCACAAAAUAUAGUGUCUGUGAGAUACUAGUAUAG
Mercenaria mercenaria is the source of this 1146-nucleotide messenger RNA. RefSeq lists its product as uncharacterized. Lineage: Eukaryota; Metazoa; Mollusca; Bivalvia; Venerida; Veneridae. Gene Ontology annotation, molecular function: DNA binding. The record is from RefSeq and is a predicted model, not a curated record. The transcript is spliced from 2 exons. The coding region runs from base 1 to 1146 and encodes 381 amino acids. Gene Ontology annotation, cellular component: nucleus.